This is a messenger RNA of Ramularia collo-cygni, 1605 nucleotides long. RefSeq lists its product as uncharacterized. The coding region runs from base 1 to 1605 and encodes 534 amino acids. The record is from RefSeq and is a predicted model, not a curated record. Lineage: Eukaryota; Fungi; Ascomycota; Dothideomycetes; Mycosphaerellales; Mycosphaerellaceae. The transcript has 4 exons.
AUGUGGCUUCUCAACUCCCACAGCCUCGAACUAGAGCAUUUCGAAGACGAGACGCAAAAGUAUGGAAGAUAUGCCAUCUUGAGCCACGUAUGGCUUGCCAAAGAUGUGGAAGUUUCAUUCCAAGACCUUCGACCGGGAGGAAAGGUGGCGUACGACAAGGCUGGAUGGGCGAAGAUUGAGCAGACUUGUCGGAGAGCGAGGGCGGACAAGUUGGACCAUUGUUGGAUCGACACUUGCUGUAUAGAUAAGACUAGCAGCGCGGAGCUCAGCGAGGCGAUUAAUUCAAUGUAUCGAUGGUACUACCAAGCAAAAGUCUGUUAUGCCUAUUUGGCAGAUGUGCCAGAGGUCUCCUUGUGUGACUCGAUAUGGUUUACGAGGGGCUGGACUUUACAAGAACUCAUUGCUCCUGGAUAUAUCGAGUUUUACAACAAAGACUGGGAACUCAUGGGCAGCAAGAUCUCCAUGCUCAAGGAACUAGCAGAAAUCACCCGAAUCUGCGACGAAGUUUUGCGAGACCGUGAGGCUCUCCAGUCCAUUAGUGUUGCAGCACGUAUGGCAUGGGCAUCGGAUCGUUCAACCACAAGAAUAGAAGAUAGAGCGUACUCUCUAAUGGGCAUCUUCGACGUCAACUUACCCAUGCUAUACGGCGAAGGCGAGAAAGCUUUUGCGCGAUUACAAGAAGAGAUCAUCAGAACAUCCACCGACCAUAGCAUUAUCGUCUGGCAAGCCUGGCAGGAAUCGCAUCUUGCUAUGCUCAUGUCACCGUCCCCAUAUGGCUUCCGCCGUGCACACAAUAUCGUCAGUUGGUCCAAUCCGAUAGAUGAGGCCUUCCAACUUGCGAACAAAGGCCUACGGAUCUCGCUGCCUGCCGUACGAACUGCAAAAAACCCAGAACUUCUCACUGCUAUUCUCAACUGCCGCUAUUCUGACAACACUGGAGCYCAAAUCGCCGUUAUUCUACGCGAGCUUCCUCAUCAGAGGACGAUCCCUGCGAGAGAGGUCACCAGUACUGUCUGCGAAUUGACGGCGUUGAAGACUGAAACUGGCGGGCUCUCCACUCUUCGAAAUCUGGAGAGAAGACAUCUCCCCUCCGCGACGUGGCAGAAACUGCUGAUUUUAAAGGAGAAGCCCCGACAGCAGCGAGAAGAUCCAGGCAGUGCCUGGACGCAGAAGAUUAAGAUCAGCAACACCGUCAGCCAACUGAGAUUAAUGGAAGUCUGGCCCCCAGAAGCGUACGACUCCCGAGAAGGCUCCGUGACAUUCGUCUCGGAGCACGAGCGCGGAUACAUGAUCUUUGGGGAGCGAGACGGAAAGAAGAAGUUUAUUAGCCUUGCUUUUGGACAAGAAUUGAAAUCUGGACGUGCGGAGCCGAGGAUUUGUUUGGCGAGGUAUGCUUCGCUUCCGGAUGUUGCGUCUGUAUUUCGCUCGCUGGAGUCUUCGCGGCGUGUUAAGAUUGAAUUUAAAAAAGGGCUUUCGGAAUUGCUUGCAGAGGUGGAGAAGCGGUUGGAUAGUAAUGGAGAUUUGGAGUGGAGCAUCAGUUUGAGGUUGGAGCAUUAUUCGGACCAUUUGAGAAGUCAUUUGAAGCAGCUUGUGCAUAGAUCAUGA